This is a messenger RNA of Bactrocera dorsalis (oriental fruit fly), 6504 nucleotides long. RefSeq names its product lysine-specific demethylase 6A (gene Utx). Gene Ontology annotation, biological process: regulation of gene expression. The record is from RefSeq and is a predicted model, not a curated record. Gene Ontology annotation, cellular component: MLL3/4 complex. The coding region runs from base 93 to 4175 and encodes 1360 amino acids. Gene Ontology annotation, molecular function: RNA polymerase II cis-regulatory region sequence-specific DNA binding; protein binding; histone H3K27me2/H3K27me3 demethylase activity. The transcript is spliced from 15 exons. Lineage: Eukaryota; Metazoa; Arthropoda; Insecta; Diptera; Tephritidae.
ACGUAUGAAAAGGUGGCAACGUACGGUAUACCCUGUUUUUUGUUGCGAGUUUACACGUUUGUUUUAGUUGCCGUAGAAUUUAUUAAACAAAAAUGGAUUUUGAUGCUGAGGACAAUCUUACCGUGGAGGAAAUGCACUUUAUAGCCGACUUGGACAGUCGCCAGUUUGGUUUUCUCAAAUUGACAGCGCCUGAAAAUGCAGCCAUACGUAUCAUUGUUGAGCGUGCAGUGAAAAUCUUACAAAAGGUUAUUAUAUCAAGAAAAGAAGAGGAGCAAAGGGAAAAAUUAGCAAUAAAAUCAGAGGAUGUGCCUGAAGAAUCAAACUCACAUGUGAUGAAGACAGAGCAGGGAAGUGAUGAACUGUUUCAGGAAAACAGUACCCAAGUGCCUGUUGACUUACCAAGUCCCCAAAAGAAAGAAGACGAAAGUGCUAAUCAAACAUCUGCGGAAACUCCUACCACUAAUCAGGAGAGUGGUAAAGAUAAAAAUAAAAUUUCCGUAGAUGUUUUGACUUAUUGUAAGCUGGGACACCUUCAUUUACUUCUUGAUGAGUAUGACGAAGCGCUUGCAGCUUAUCAAAAGUAUUAUCAACUUUGUCCGAAGAACUGGAAAAAUUUGCCUUUUCUGUAUGGCCUUGGGAUGGUUUAUUUCCAUUUUAAUGCAUUUAGAUGGUCUAUUAGAGCGUUUAGAAGUUUACUUUAUCAAGACCCGAAUUUUUUGCGGGCUAGUGAAGCACAUUUACGCAUUGGGCUUAUGCUAAAAGUCUUUGGGGAGUAUAAACUAUCACUUAAACAUUUGAAGUUAGCCCAAAUUGACAAUUCUCCAUGUACAUUUUCUAAACUACAAAUAAAAUUUCACAUUGCCCAUCUAUAUGAAGUUCAUAAUAAGCAUAAAGCGGCCAAAGAGGCCUACGAGCAUCUUCUUAAUAGUAAAGAGCUGACAUUGGAAUUGAAAGCAGAUAUAUAUAGACAAUUAGGAUGGAUGUAUCAUUGUGUGGAAUCAUUAGGAGAUAAAAAACAACGAGAUAAUUAUGCAAUAAUAUGUUUACAAAAGUCAAUUGAAGCAAAUCCGAAAUCAGGACAAUCACUGUAUUUAUUAGGCAGAUGUUAUGCGGGUAUUAAUAAAGUUCACGACGCAUUCAUAGCUUACAGAAACUCUGUGGAAAAGAGUGAAGGAAACGCCGAUACAUGGUGUUCUAUCGGAGUAUUAUAUCAGCAGCAAAGUCAACCGACAGACGCGCUUCAAGCGUAUAUAUGUGCAGUUCAACUCGACAAGAAUCAUAAGGCGGCGUGGACAAACCUAGGAAUAUUGUAUGAGAGUUGUGGUCAACCAAGAGAUGCGUAUGCAUGUUAUUUAAAUGCAACAAGAAGUAUAAAAAAUAAUACCCAACCAAAGGCUACAGUUAACGAUAGCAAAGCUGGAAAUUUAAAUCUUAAACUACGUACCACAGGAAACUUAACUUCACGAGAGUGUCAAGGCUUGGGUAAAGGAUUGUCUCAACGUAUAAAAUUUUUAGAAACUCAAUUAGCCCAAGCGCCUAUGCCAAGUAUUACUUCAAAAAGAAGACAACUUUGUUCAAUUGAAGAAGCUUGGAAUUUACCAAUUUCAUUGGAAAUGAGUUCGAGGCAACAACACCAGCAAGCUACACAAGUGCAGCAACGUCAAUAUGGCAAAAGUGCUCACGGUUCGGUAAUUCAGGGCCCACCACCACCAUAUCCACAUACACAUCAGAAUAUAAAUAAUGUACCAACAAAGCGUUUCAAAGAUGAAGCCCUCCAACAAACCGAGUCCGGCAAUCGCCCAGCGCAACCGGCUUUCUUCCUUUCACAGCAACAACUACAAACUUUACAAUUUUUGCAACAAAACCAAAGCACACUUAAUCAUCAAGAGCAGGCGUUGUUCCAACAACUCAGCAGUCAAUAUCGCCUUAUGCAACAAUAUCAACAAGCAAUGAGACAGCAGAACACGUGUCAAUUGCCGCAAAAUGUACAAGCGCAACAAUUGCAAUCGCCGUCGCUGCAACCAGCGACAGGACAACCUAUACACUCCACAGCGUCAUCUUCGUUAACGACUGGAAAUAUAACUGAAGCGACGUCGAGUACGAAUGCACCUCCCGCAUACGCUGGAACGCGUGAUGAUCAAACAAAAGCAGUCGUGCCGAAGCCAUCCACAUCAUCUAUUGAAUCUGGAGUUCUGACGCAAUUGUCACCAAGUAAUGAUCAAUUGGGUGUCAGUGAUCAGGAGCUUCAGGUGUUUCUCUCACAAAAAGGUUUAACCUCAACGUUUGCUGAAGAUCUUUUAAAGACAUUUAACCCUGAUAACCUAGAUAUUAAGGAAGAAGAUAUAGAUGGCACUACUGAGGAUUUAUUCAAUGGCCUCGAUAAGAAUUUAUCCACCGCCGAUAAAAGCAAUACACGCACAUCCAUCGCCAGCGGCCAGCAACCAACAGGCGAAACUAACAGUACAGAAACUGCUGGUGCCGUCAAAGAAGAAACCGAUGCGGAACAAAACUCAGCCGAUAUAAAAUCGGAAAAUUUUCAUGGAGAUGAAUAUGAUGAUCGAGAUAAAUAUGAUGAUGAUCUGGAAGAGCCUUCGAAAUUUAGCAUACAAAUGGAUUCGAAACAACUGAUUGCAGCUGUUAAAAAUCUAUCGCUUGAAGAACCCCCGCCCCAUUGUUCCGUAUUACAUAUAAAUGCGCCACCGCCUUCGCCGCCAGAUUGCCCGCCACAACGUCUUACCCGUGAACAACUACUGCCGCCCACACCAUCCGUACAUUUGGAGAAUAAGAAACACGCUUUCAGUCCGCAACUGCAAGAGUUUUGCCUCAAGCAUCCUAUAGCUGUAGUACGUGGCUUGGCUGGUGCACUCAAAUUAGAUUUGGGUCUAUUCUCCACCAAAACCCUCGUCGAGGCCAAUCCCGAUCAUAGUGUUGAGGUACGCACACAAGUGCAUCAGUCACCGGAUGAGAACUGGGAUGCGUCCCAAGCAAAACGUGUUUGGGCAUGCAUAUCGCACCGUUCGCAUACGACUAUCGCAAAAUAUGCGCAAUAUCAGGCGUCCAGCUUUCAAGAUAGUUUAAAGGAUGAACAUGAUAAAGGACCAACUGGCGUACCAACAAUGUCCGAUUCAGAUUCUAAAGAUUCAGUGAGCAAUUCCAACGUUAGUGGCAAGCGGAAAAAGCUUAAAAAUGGCAACAAAAUGUUGAGAUUUGGCACUAAUGUCGAUUUGUCGGAUGAACGGAAAUGGCGUUCACAACUUGCCGAAUUGCAAAAACUGCCGGCAUUUGCGCGCGUCAUAUCGGCCGCCAAUAUGUUGUCACAUGUCGGUCAUGUCAUUUUGGGCAUGAACACGGUGCAGUUGUACAUGAAAGUGCCGGGUAGUCGUACACCGGGUCAUCAGGAGAAUAACAAUUUCUGCUCGAUAAAUAUAAACAUUGGUCCGGGCGAUUGUGAGUGGUUUGCCGUGCCCGAUGCUUAUUGGGGUGGUAUACAUAAUCUGUGCGAAAAAAAUAAUAUCAGCUAUUUGCACGGUUCGUGGUGGCCGGUGUUAGAAGACUUGUAUAAGGAGAAUAUACCCGUUUAUCGUUUCAUACAACGGCCGGGCGACUUGGUUUGGGUCAAUGCAGGUUGUGUACAUUGGGUGCAGUCAGUCGGUUGGUGCAAUAAUAUAGCAUGGAAUGUGGGCCCACUGACGGCGCGUCAAUAUUCCUUAGCGGUUGAACGUUAUGAAUGGAAUAAACUGCAAAACUUCAAAAGUAUUGUGCCCAUGGUGCAUCUCAGUUGGAAUCUCGCUAGAAAUAUUAAGGUUUCAGACCCAAAACUGUUUGAGCUUGUCAAAAUGUGUCUGCUGCAGACACUGAAAAAUGUUGUGCACACCUUGGAGUAUGUAAAAUCGAAAGGUGUGGAAGUGCGCUUCCAUGGGCGUGGAAAAAAUGAAGCCUCACAUUAUUGUGGACAAUGCGAGGUUGAAGUUUUUAACAUUUUAUUUAUACGCGAACAAGAGAAGCGUCACGUUGUGCACUGUAUGGCCUGUGCACGUAAGCUAUCACCAAAUUUGCAAGGCAUCGUUUGUUUGGAGGAAUAUCGUUUAAGCGAACUUUUACAAAUAUACGAUGCUUUCGCGUUGUAUAAAGUACCACAGACACUGCCACAAAGUCCGAAUUCGUCGAAUAUUUAAUAUUAUAAGAAUUAUAUUAACGUGUAUGAUGAGAAUGACGAACAAGAUGAUGUCGUCGAUGAUGUUUGAUGCUGAUAAUGGUAUAUUGAUAAAGACAUUCGUUAGUUGAUUUGCAUAUAAAUAUAUAUAUAUUUUUUUCUGUAGUUUGUCGGAUAUAUAGGUCUAUUGCUAAUAUUAAAUAAUUAUACAAUUUUUAUAAUAGACAACAACAAAAAUGCACUGGUAUUAUACUUACGUAGGCAUAUUUUUAUAAUAUUAUACAAAAUACAAUUUCAUUUUUAGCAAGUUUACGAGUAAAUUUAUGCUCUUUCAUAUAGACGAUUAGCACUAUAUACAUACAUAAAUCAUCAUUGUUCUACGUAAUUUUAUUUCUUAGACACUUAAGGCAUUUCUCAUCUAUACGACACAUAUAUAAAUAAGUAUAUAAUUAUACAUGGUACAUGUGCGAAAGUUAUAUACAAAAAAUACAUUUGAAUAGUAGUAAUUACACCUAGCUAUUUAAUUUGUUCUUAAAAAAAACAUUACAAAACAUGCAUAUAUACGUACUACAUACAUACAAAUCUUGAAAGCACAUGCAAAAUAUGUUUGCGCAAUGUGGAUUUUAUUUUUGUAUUGCAGAAUUGAUUCCAAUUGUGUAUUUUAUUUUUUGCGUUGCAUAAUUAAUUAAAAUUGUGCAUUUUAUUUUUUGCGUUGCAUAAUUAAUUCCAAUUGUGUAUUUUAUUUUUUGCGUUGCAUAAUUAAUCAAAUUGUGUAUACCAAACCAAAAUAUCACACGAAAAAUAGUGAAAAAUAUGAGUUAACUUAUUUAAAUUGAAUACAAAUAAUACAAGCGUUAUUUUUAUUUUAACCAAAAUUUGUAUAAGUCAUAAACACAAUUUGAAAAAAAUUAUAUUCACAAACCACAAAUGCGUAAAUUAGUUGCUACAAAACUGUUAGGUUGUUUCAUUAGUGUAAAAGCGAGUUUUAGUUAAAUUGAUAAUAGAAAACGUAAUCAUGUUUGCUAAGUUUAUAAAUACAAAAACACUUAUACAUAUACAUAUAAAUAUAAGAAAAAGCAAAAAUUAUAACUUAAAAAUCAAACUGCUUUUAUAAAUUAUGACAUAUUGUCUUUAACAAACAAGCAAAAACACAAACAUACAUAUACACCAAAAACGUAUGCAUGCAUAUAAAUAAAGCGCUACGAAGCAUUUGAAUAUGACGAUUUUUUCAUAUAUUCAAAAAUUAAGAAGCAUAGCGCAAGCUCAAAAUAAUAUCGAAAAUAACAGCGCUGCAGCAUAAGCAUACAAACAAACAUAUAAUAUAUAGAACCUGUAUAUGUAAUUUAUGAUCUCAAUAAAAAAAGUAAUGAGGACGAAAUAGCAAAAUACAAAAUGUAAUUUCAAAAAACAAAAAUUUAAAUAAAAAACACAAAAAAACAUAAAACAAACGGUUGAACGUGUGCUGUAUAACAAGUAAUAAAAUUGUAAACAAAAGAAAACAACAAAUCUUCAGGCCCGAUAUCAUUUCUAGUUUAAAGAGAAAAAGAGGAAAAUAUAAGAAAAAGCCUGGGAAACAAACGAAUAUAUUUUUAUAAUUACAAGGAAAAAUAUAAAAAUAUAUUUUAGAAGUACGUACAUAUAUAUACAUAUAUAUAUAUAGCAUACAUACACACAUAAGUGUUCAAUAUUUGAAAAAGAGAUGGAGAAACAAAAAAAUAAAAGCCGACCAUGUCUGGCUAAAAGCAAAUAUACCCAAUUCAUUUUAACUGGCGGUCCGUUUCACAACGUGUUUUGUUCGAAAUACUAUACAUAAGUAUAUUUUGCCAUAAAAAAAAAUUAAGCAAACAGUCCAAAAUGUUCAUUUGGUAAAUAUGUCAAGUAUGCGCUAAAUAUUGCUUAUGCGCCAAAAAGUAUGUUUCUUUUUCGUAUUGUAUACAUAUUAUUUAUAGUAUUGGUGUGUGUCUAAGACAGGUGCUAAAAAUAAGAAAAAACAAAAAAUUGUGUGCGAAAUUCUGUAAGAUAAGUUAACAACAAUUUUAGUUAAAUUUGAAACGGGCUUAGCCAAUGCAUAAGGUAGCCGGCUGGAUUAAGUCCGACAUUCUUUAUGGCUGCGUUUAAUGUAAAUAUAUUUAUUAAUAGUCGAUUUCUUGGUAUCCAAAUGUAUUGUAUUUAACGAUAAUCGCGUCUGUAUUGCGCCAUCCGAUUUGUGAAUGAUGGCGCCAGCUCACGUUUUCAUUUAAUUUAAUAUUCUUUACGUAAAAAAAGAAGAGAAUAAAAAAUAUUUCAUGCGUAUUACUGUAUAAUUUAUACGUAGUGUGAAAUUAAUAAAUAAUACAAGAAAAUUAUACAAA